Oncorhynchus kisutch (coho salmon) is the source of this 3845-nucleotide messenger RNA. Its product is annotated as coilin. The record is from RefSeq and is a predicted model, not a curated record. Gene Ontology annotation, molecular function: U1 snRNA binding; U2 snRNA binding. Bases 777 to 2744 code for a protein of 655 amino acids. The transcript has 7 exons. Gene Ontology annotation, biological process: spliceosomal snRNP assembly. NCBI's taxonomy places the organism in Eukaryota, Metazoa, Chordata, Actinopteri, Salmoniformes, Salmonidae. Gene Ontology annotation, cellular component: Cajal body.
CAACAAACUCUGGUUUAUCACAACAACAAGCAUGGCGUUGCACAAUUAUGGAAGGACCACAUUCGUGAAACAUGUAUCUUCACUACAAUGUACAGGUUUCUGUGCGGUCUCUGUCCGCUGAAGAGAGUCUAGAAAAGUUUAAUAUAAUUUUGGAGUUGAAUGGAGAUGGUUCCUCAAUGUGGAAAAACGUGACGGGAUAAAAUCAGGUGUUGGAGGAGUUACUGAGUUUUUCCAGCGAUAUGUUUAUCAUAGGCUGCCUGUCAUUACAUCAUGAUUUAGGUUUUUAUUCGAAGCAUUAGUCUCACAUUCUAUAGUCAACUUACACACGACACUGACAUGCACUACCUCAUCAGCUAUGUGUGACGUUUUAAAUGUAUGUAGAUCUGUCCUGAAUGAAUGUUUUGUUGUUGUCCUACUUUUGCCUACUACUAGGUUCUGCUCAUCAAUUGGUAGGCUAUUUGUUAAUAAAACAUGCAUUGAUAUUUUGUUAAGGGUAUUACGUUUUGAAAAAGACUGCCUCUUUACCGGACUUAUGUUUUUUUAUGUUUUCAACUACCCCUACCAAAGAUUUUAGAGUAUAAUUGACUUUGUGGCUGUGUUAUCUAGUGGGAACCGGCUAGUGCUUCCGGUAUGAGGGAGCGUUGAAUGAAAUAUUUAGCUGGCUAAUUCCCUUCCGUGCCAACAGGUGGCAGUAACUAAACGAGUCAACUCUUCAAAAGACAGACAACUAGUUUUCUGAACGGCGUGUGAGAUAGAUUUCCUUCCACACAGCAACAAUGGCAGCCUCCAAUACCAAUGUGAUACGGGUGCGAUUGUAUUUUGAUUACCCGCCGCCCUCGGUAUCCGACUGUCGCAUGUGCUGGGUCCUCGUGGAUCUGAACAAAUGCCGGGUGGUAGCAGACAUAGCCAGCGUGAUCAGGGAAAAGUUCGACUUCAGUCGCAGGAGCAUUUUGAGUCUGUUCAUUGAAGACUGCUACCUGCCGCACACAGAGAGCAUCUACGUAGUCCGAGAUAACGACAGCAUCAGAGUGAAGGUGGACACCCUAACCCUUUCGAGUGGAAGUCAGUCGAACACAUCUGUUGUGAAGUCCAAGAAGAGGAGGAGAGAUGCCGAGGAGGAGGAGCCCACACAGAACCGAGUGAGUGAAGAGUGGAAAAAGAAGAAGAGAAAGAAGGAGAGUCAGGAGGCCGAUUCCAACCAGGCUGCGGUUGAAGAGAGGAGGAAAGAAGACAAGAAGAAACAGAAACAGAAGAAGAAGAAAGAUAAGAAGGUGGCGACCAAAACCACUGCCUCGUCCACAGGACCCUCUCCCACCUCGUCCACAGGACCCCCUCCCACCUCGUCCACAGGACCCCCUCCCACCGUAGUCAAAGCAGACAAAAACACCAAGAAGGCUCCAGCGGCCACAGCAGUAUCUGUUAACGGUAAAGCCACAGCAAAGACCCCGAAUGGGGAAACGGACGACUCUUCUGAUUCCAGUGAAAGUAGUGAGGAGGAGGUGGCCCCCAGUAAAACCUCCAUGCAGAAACUACCCCCCAAAUCACACUCUGCUAGCUCUACACCCCCUGUCACAUCUAAAGCCACCCCUGUAGUUAAACCCCGAGUCCCCAUUAAGAAACCAUGCCCACCUCCCUCAUCUGAUUCGGACUCCUCAGACUCAUCGGGUGACGAUGCCUCUAGCAAAGCCACCACAGGCAAACCUCCCGUUAAAAACCAAACUCCUCUAUCCAAACCUGCUGCCACUCCUCCUACCACCAUACCCACCGGCUCCGGAGCUGGUCCUAGAGACAAAACCACCCCCUCCAGGCCCAGCCUCCCUUCCUCAGGUCCCAGGACCUCUGGAUCCCCUGGCCAGAGAGCUAAUGCUCCAGGGCCAGGCUCUACCCCAGCAGUGCAGAAGGCCCACAGGAGGCCUGAGAGCCCAGGCUCUACCCCAGCAGUGCAGAAGGCCCACAGGAGGCCUGAGAGCCCAGGCUCUAGUAGUAGUAGUAGUGAGGAGGAGAUCCAGCUGGUUAUCAAACAACCGGGCCUGGGGAUGGGGAUAGUCCCUGCUAUGGCAGCACAACCCACCUGGAGAGGCAGGGGAAGCCCUAGGGGUGUGGAGAGAGGAGGGGUUAGGGGUAGAGGGGAUGGAGGCCAGAGUUGGGGUGGUGGAGGUAGGGGGGUUAGAGGGGAGUGGGACAGGGGUCCUCGUGGUGGGGGUAGAGGUGGGGAGUGGGAUAGGGGUUCUCGUGGGGGUAGAGGAGGGAGAGGGGGAGAUAGUGGGGCAGGGGGAGGAGAUAAUGCAGGGUUUUAUUUCAACUAUGAAGGUGGACAGCGACAGCAGACUCAUCAGCCACCAUCGUACCAGAAGGACUCCCUGAAUAACAGCUCUGUGGUGUUCCAGAACCCAUCAGAGAGUGUCCCCAAGAGGGACUACAGUGAGAUGCCCCUCCUAGCUGCUCCCCCUCAGGACGGACAGAAGAUCGCCUUCAAGCUGCUGGAGCUGACAGAGAACUACACACCAGAGGUGUCUGAGUAUAAAGAGGGGAAAAUCAUUCAUUUCGACCACAGCACCAAACAGAUUGAGCUCGAACUGCUCUCUGCUUAUCAAGCGCCCGUGGAGCCGGGGAAGUUUGACCUGGUGUAUCAGAACGCGGACGGAUCCGAGAGUGUGGAGUACGCUGUGUCCCGGGGUUCCAGGGUGACUGAACGUUGGGACUCACUGCUGGAACCCAGGCUAGUUGUUGGGAAUUUGAGUUGAGGAACAAGAUGGACGUUCUUGGUCGACUUGGCCCAGGCAUUUCUAACACACUGGCCCAUUUCCCCCACUUGAGUUCCCCAGUAAUGGCCAAAUUAUAAUAAUUCAGCACACAACCCCAAUUUAGACUAAGUUAAAGAUGGACCAGCCCAAAUCUGGCAUUUGCCGGAUCUGCCCCAGGGCCAGUCCGUUUCUGGUUGGAUGGACUGGGGCUUGUUCUGACACCUCCAUAGACCGUUUACCCUGGAUGGGCUUGUUCUGACACCUCCAUAGACCGUUUACCCUGGAUGGGCUUGUUCUGACACCUCCAUAGACAGUUUACCCUGGAUGGGCUUGUUCUGACACCUCCAUAGACAGUUUACCCUGGAUGGGCUUGUUCUGACACCUCCAUAGACAGUUUACCCUGGAUGGGCUUGUUCUGACACCUCCAUAGACAGUUUACCCUGGAUGGGCUUGUUCUGACACCUCCAUAGACAGUUUACCCUGGAUGGGCUUGUUCUGACACCUCCAUAGACAGUUUACCCUGGACUCAGAUUAAGCUGGAGAUGUUCCAGUGACUAUGAUUUUGUUUAGUUCAGGAGUAGAGCCUUAAUCUGGGUCUGGGAAACCAGCCUUACUGUCAACAGUCUCUCUGAUGAAGAGCUAUAUACUGGUAGCUAUUUUACCUUACCAAACCCCUUAUCUCAGCCUUACUGUCAACAUGUGGUUGGCUCUACUAAUUCAGGAUGUUUUUUUUUUUUAUGGAGAUUUGUUAAAUUCAAUAGUUUUGCGUUUCAGUUUAUUUACUCAGUAGACAAGAGUUCAAAUGAAAUUGACCAGAACCUUGGAUUCAGCUAAUCAAAGUCUGGAUUAAAGCUAUUGAUUAGUUUUAGUUCUGGGUGUGCUGAGCACCAUUUUAAUGAUUUACUUAAACAUCUUCUAAUGUUGUAUUGUGGAAGGGAGGGUACAGGGUAGGUUGCUUAAGUACCUUCAAAUGUUAUUUAAUCUUUGGUCUCUUUACUACUUUUUAAUUUUUUUACACAUUGAUAUAACUGUGAAUGUCCCAUCUUGAUUAUUUUGAAACUUGUUUGUAAGAUAAUAAAGUUUGAUAUCCUAUGACCAGGA